This is a messenger RNA of Lytechinus pictus (painted urchin), 4119 nucleotides long. RefSeq lists its product as uncharacterized. NCBI's taxonomy places the organism in Eukaryota, Metazoa, Echinodermata, Echinoidea, Temnopleuroida, Toxopneustidae. The transcript is spliced from 8 exons. The record is from RefSeq and is a predicted model, not a curated record.
ACCUUAAUUCUUAUGUUUUAUGCAUUGACAGGAAGUUUACAAGAUUCUUGAAAUGCUUGUGGUUCCGAUUGUGGUGUUCUUCACUCCUUGAUAGAGCUAUGGCAGAUGAAAAUAGACAGUUGGUGUCUGUUCUUGAACAGCACACUAAACAACUUGAGGAGCUACUGGACGGAGUCAAGUCCAGGGUCAAAGAUACUAUGCAAGAUGUUGCAGAAAUGGGCAUUUCUCAACUUGGUCGGGCAAUUGGAAUUUACUACUCUCUUUUCACGAGUUUGAACAUUGUUAGUCGUUCAGAUCUAGAAACCAUCUUCAAGCGUCAUUUCCACCACCCACCUGUCCAAAAUGCUGUCUCAGACUUAGAAGAGCUUGAGGGUGAAUGGGAUGAUUUCCUAGAAAGGGUCCAAAAGCAGAUCACUGGCCCUGAUGAGACACAUUCUUCCCUUAUUGUAGGAUCCCAAGGACCAUGUGAACUGAUGGUGAAGAAUGUAAGGAGUGGAAUAAUGUCAACAUUGGCUACAUACCUGGAUGGUACAAGCCAUGUUCUCCUUAUUCUACUCCGACACUUUGCCUGACUUCCGUGACGCACCCACGUAGCCGAACUAGAGAGACGGUACCAAGAAGUCAAGGAGGCUGGAGGUCUUGUCUUGAUUGUCUCGUUUGGCUCACAAGAGGGUGCACUUCACUGGUUAGAUGUGACUGGAUGUCCAUUUGAUAUGGUGACGGAUGAAGAGAGGAUGAUUUACAAGACGUUUGGCCUACAGGUGUCCAUAUCCAAGGUUUGGCAGAUCAGUUCUAUGUUGUACUAUGCUGAGCAGAAGGCUAUUGGGACUGUAUUGCCGAAGAAACUAGACAACGUAGAGGAUGAUCCAAAUCAGAUGGGUGGUGAUUUCAUCCUGAAUCCCAUGGGCAUUGUAUCCUUUGUGCACUGCAGUAAAUCACCCCAAGAUAGACCAUCUGUAGAUGAACUCCUCCAAGCCAUCAAGAAAAUGGACUUAAAAGAUCAAGUUGAAGAUAGCGCAUAAACUUCCGUCCCGAGCUUUCUAAAUAAUGUUAGGAACAAAUCCUGUACUCAGGAACAAAAUCUAAUCACUUCCAAAUUUUAUUUCCAAUAAUUGGAAUUAAACAUGGAUAUUGAGCAAGUACCAAUAGAAAGUUAACUGUAUCUUAAAUGCAUUUGUGUCUUAGCUAUUAACCAAAAAGGUAUUAAGGGAAGUGAAAAAUAAAGAAACAACCAAAUUAGAGGAUGAUGUAAGAAAAUUGUUUUGUGAUUCUUUGAUAUUGGCAACAUGUACAAUAAUUUGUUUUUUGCACUGUUAAUCUCCAUUCUACUUUUGUGAUUCCUUUAGGCUUAGAAGUAUUCCAGUGUAAAGUAUAUUUUCAGUACCUAUUGGGUGAUUUCAAGAUUCGUAUUGGUGAAAGCAUGAAUUUUGUUGCCUGAUCUAUCUCCCGAUUUUUGUUUACAAAAGUGAUACCAAUCAAGUCAGCACUAUAAAGGUUUUUGAUAACUCAAUACUGAGCAGUUUUAGUCUAAGCAGUGAACUCCAACCUCAUAUCAAGUUUAAUGGCUAGAGUGAAAUAACUUCAACACAAACACCAGCUUUCAACAACUGAACCUGAAGUCACCCAUACUUUAAUAUGAGGAGAGCUGCAUAUUUAGAUCGAUGUCUUGUAAUUGGUGAUAAGACUGUGAUAUUAACCAGCAUAGUGUUCAUUCAAUGUGCAGUAAUAUGGGUAUAUUAAAUUGUAAUACCUCUGCAAGUUACCACUACUUAAACAUAGAAUUUAGUAUUUUCUUUCAUUUUUUCUUAUGUGCUAACAUUUUCUAUGAAUUGAACUUGUCUUGUCUUAUUGUAAGAGUUGAUAUAUUUCAUAACCUAGAUAAUUGAAGCAUGUGCAAUAAAUGAGUAAUGCUUGGUAUGUAUCAAAGAAUCCCCUUCAUAGAAAUAUGAAGUCAUUGGAUUUACCCAAUGUACCAAAUCUUUCAGUUCUUGAAAGGUUACUCAAGUUGACCUGUAUUCAUUUAAUUAUCUGUCAGAUUUUCCUCACAGGGAAUUAUAAAUUUUCAACUCAGGGUUUUAGUUGAAGGGAAAGUUUUGAGUAUCUAUGCAAUUUUCAUGUCCCAAUAUGAUUGUAUUUUCCAUUAUUUGAGAAUGUACAAACUUUUUCAUUUGUAUGACACAUCCCAAAUUCAUUCUUCAUGGCACCUUAUUUGUAUGUCUAGCCAAAGUUUGAACUUAUGACGGCUCUAACAAAAACCACUUCUGUGGGAGUCACUGCCUGAUGCGAAAUAGAAUUCUGGCUAAACAUAUAAGUCCGGGCAUUUGUAGAAUGGAUGGGUUGGAAAUUGGACAAAUAUUAAAUACUGAUAAUUUGUUUGAACAUCUGUUAUUAACUAGUAGUACUUAUAAGUACUGUAUUUAGAUGAUAAAUGACAAUUGUCUUUUUUUAUUUAAAAUAUAUAUGAAUUUACAAAUUUAUAUAAAUAUUUUAUAUGAAAUGACCAUGUGCCAAAUACUGGAAGACAUUUGAAUAUUAGAGAUUGUAUCGUUAUGUGGAGCAUUGUGGCCAAGUCUCCAGACUUUGAAACGGAGGGUUGUGGGUUCAAAUCCCAGCAAUGGUGUAUUUUCCUUCAGCAAGAAAUUUAUCCACAAUGUGCUGCACUCAACCAUGGACCUAUGAAGAGAUGGACAUUCAUCGCUUAGAUAAUGAAUUCACUAACAGGUGACUGUAAUUGUCAUCUGAAUAACAUUCUCUUCGUACUAGUAUUCUUUGGUCCUAUGAUCAUCACCGUGAGAAGGGACUGAAGCAUUUUUAUGAUUGGACAUUUAUAUUUCACAAAUUAUAUGCGCAGUUGAUAACAAAUCAAUGAAAUAAUGAAAAAUCGAUGUGCAGUUUUUGUUUACCUUUGUUAAUCUUAGUUCCAUGUGUUUUAUUUGGGGAAAUGUCUGCAUAUUUUAAUAUAGAGGCAAUAUUGUGAUUGAUUGUUUACCAUUUAAAAUUCAAUUUUCCCAAGUUUCUCCAUAAUUUUCCAGAUAUACGUGGCACAUAGCAUGUAUAGAUCGUGUAUCUCUCAAUGUUAUUGAGGUCCUUAUGUGUGAGCGGUAGUUAGCGGAUUGAAUAAUAUUAUUUUAUAUCAUAAAAAUCGUCUGCUUCUCAAGUUUGCUGCUCCACAUAUGAAGCAUGUUGACUGAAAGGCACAUGCUGAAACAGGGUAUCAGCCAACAAAAAUCAAGACCGGGAAACUGUUCCAUCUUUGAGUGAUCAGAUACCCUUGGUAGUCAUGGUAAUUGCCAUUGUUACAACACCUGUAUGUUCUCAUUAAGAUGCACAUAACCAGGUGACGGUGACUAUCAUUGGAUCAAAGAAAUGCUCGUGUUAAUCGUCCAUCUUUUCAUAGGUCCAUGACUCAACCAAGGUGAGGUAAAUGGGUACCUGAUCGCAAGAAUUUUUGAACUAUUAAAUUUUUUUCUGCGAUCAGUACAAUUGCCAUGAUUGAUCUCUAAAAUCCGAUACUCCAUGAUUAAAGGUCAAUGUCCACCCCAGAAAAAUGUUUAUUGUUUUUUAUUGUUUGAAUUAUACAAUAUUUCAUUUUUUACAGAUUUGACAAUAAGGACCAACUUGACUGAACCAUAUAGUAUUAAACAAUGCUAAUUCCACAUGUUCAGGAGGAUUUUCAUCGUUGUUUCACUUGACAAUAAGGAGAAAAUUAGAAUAUUUCAUCUAAUAAAAUACAAAAGAAAUAGUGAGUGGAUGACGUCAUCAGUCUCCUUAUUUGCAUACUGACCAGGAUGUGCAUAUAACUGUUUUGUGAAAUUAAGCAAAACUUUAAAAUGUCAUAACUUUCUUAUUUUACAUCCGAUCUUGAUGAAAUUUUCAGGGUUAUGCUUGUUGGAUUUUUCUUCUUUUAUUCAAAUCCAUUUUUUGAUGGGGUGGACUUGUCCUUUAAAAAAAUUUAUCAUGGCGUGAAUUGUGAAAGUGGGAACUAGGUAUUAGAAAUGUUCAGGGUUUUGUGGUUUCACAUAAAUUUGUGUGUGAUGUAAAAGUAAAGUUGAUAUUUGUACAAAUAUUUAUAUUUGAAAUCUAUCAAUUUAAUAAAAUGAAAUUUAUUUUAGAAAUAAA